AUGUCUAGCCGAUCAACCUCAACUCCAACCUCGGAUGUCCCGCUAAACGACAUUCCUCCCAAGAAAGUCGUCACUAUACUCAAUCCAGCCGACAAACAAUCCAAAGUCCCUAACGGAAACGGCAUCCAACAACCAACAAACGACACUCCAGACACGGAACACGAGCUGGACAGUGGAACUGACACUGAUGACGGAGGUGAUGAAGAGACUAUAGGGCUGCUAAAGUAUGAUGGAAUGAAUGAUGAUGUCGAACCACCACCAGAGGAGUCCGUGCCAAAAGGAACGAAGGAAGGAAGUACUAUCAAACCUAAGAAGGAAGCCAAGUUUGCAAAGAUAUUGUCAACAAUGUCUACUGACACCAAUGUAUCAAGUGUGAUUGGUGUGGGUAGUAAUACAGGUGUCUGUGUGGUGUGUGGUAAUCCACUGCCAAAACCUGUCGAGACACAGACAUUGCUUGUCAAGAACAUAAAGCCUCGUAUACUUCGACAGUUGAGGCUCAUGUCGCCUCACAAGACAUUCAGCUCCCAUUCUAGAGUGUGUAUUCGAGACCUGAAUUUAGGAAUGCAGGCCCGUAUAGAACAGCUGCUCGCAGAGGAUCAGAAUCAACUGGCAGCGUUACAAGAUAAUGCUGUGAGGAAUUUGACUGAGCAUGAGCUGCUUGAAGAGACGUGGCAGCACCAAUUUGACAAAAAGAGAACCAUGGGUCAAAAAGCUGCAGAUUCUGUAGCCAAACGUGGUGGUUCCUGGUACUUUAUUAGUGGUUUGCUAGCCUUUUUAGCUACAUGGGCUGCCAUCAACUUGAUCCUGGCUGCAGUCGGCAGUAGUCCAUGGGAUCCAUACCCCUUCAUUCUCCUAAACUUGUUUCUAUCAAUGCUGGCUGCUCUACAAGCUCCCAUCAUCAUGAUGUCUCAAAACCGUCAAGCAGCUCGAGACCGCAUCCAGAACGAUUACGUAUCCCGAAUGACUCUUAGAGCCGAAAAUAACGUCCGUCAUGUAAAUGCCAAGACUGAUCAUUUCUUGGGACAUCAAUGGAAGCGCCUACUAGAAAUCCAAGAGAUAAAAAUCGAACUACUACAAACGCUACAACAUCAACAUAAACGAUACGUCCAACGAGGUGUACGUAGUGGCUACUCGCUCGUUUCUGAACCUGGACUUCCCGGUCCGAAAGCUGAGACAUGGAGUGCAGAAACACAGCCUGAUGCUCAUGCUUUAAUGUUGCUCAAACAUCAAUUUGGCUUGGAGAUGUAUCCUGAGCCAAUCUUGUUUUCUCAUUGGAGUGGUGAAGGGGACAAUUAUCAUGGUCAGUUGACGAAUAGUAGGGCAGCGUACUCAUCUGGUGCUCGUAUAAAGAGGAUUGUAUAUGAUUUGGAAUUUGAUGAGUCUAUGAUGGCUACUCUGGAUGACAUAUUCUCUGGUGAAGGGUCUGUGUCGCUAAGGAAUGACUUUGAUAUGCCUCAUAUGUAUCUCGGAGGUCGAAUCUUGGCAUUGGAAAUUCACUCAAAGGACGGAUCCGUCGUAUCUCAUACCAACGGCGACAUGCCAACCCGCUAUAAACCAUCUUUCGCUCCACGUCGUCGAGACAAGAUUGCCGACUUUUGGAAGACACCCAUUACUCGCGUAACAAUAACGUACUCACCACCAUGGCAAGUCGCAGUCCUAGUACUCAAACCAGGCCAAAUAAUGGAAAGUCUCGAUGCCAAUUUCUUCCCACCACACCACUUGUCUGCAAACAAGGAAUUGAUCACAACACCAACAACAGGUGCUGCAGCAGGAAGAUCAUCCCCAUCAGGAGACUCAACAUCAGCGCCACCAGCAACGCCAUAUUUAUACAUGUACUCUGAAGUGUCUAGUGAAUCCACAACGCCAGACCCGGAAAAGUAUUUAAAGGCUAUAUUGGGACCGAGACCGUUACCCGCAUCGUGGAAGCAGGUCGCUACAUGCGAUUUCGUGACUCCUGGAUCUUCUGAAUUGCAUUCUGCUAGUAGUGAAUAUCUGCCUAUAUCUAUGAGUUUGGAGGUGAACUUGCAUGGACCGGGUGUCUUUGUGUUUUAUUGUCAGGAGACCAGAGUGUCGUUGCACGGUCAUAUCGAGAAUGCCUCAUAA
Molecule: messenger RNA, 2103 nt
Organism: Synchytrium microbalum
Lineage: Eukaryota; Fungi; Chytridiomycota; Chytridiomycetes; Synchytriales; Synchytriaceae
Exons: 6
Coding region: 1-2103 (700 amino acids)
Cellular component (GO): cell wall
Source: RefSeq, a predicted model, not a curated record